Molecule: messenger RNA, 327 nt
Organism: Thelazia callipaeda (thelaziosis nematode)
Lineage: Eukaryota; Metazoa; Nematoda; Chromadorea; Rhabditida; Thelaziidae
Source: the annotation of a GenBank genome assembly
AUGUCAAUGGUUGCAGUUUUCAAAAGUUUACUGCUAGCCUACUCAACAGUUGACCUAUUCUAUGCUUUAAAAGCUGCCAUUGCAGCAUUUUCUACACAAAUCAGAGAUGAAUGGCUUCAAUGUUUUUAUCAUGGCCACCCUUCUUGCUUUGAUCCUAAUAUUCAAUGCCGUGAAAUUGACAGUCAAUAUCAGUAUUAUUCAAAGUGCUAUUCAUUUUUUGAACGUCAAGGAAGAUAUUAUGCAAAUUUUACUUGGGAGCAAAUGGUUAUUGGUUUAACAACUUCUUCUGGAGCUCUUCGAGAACUUCCUACUCAAAUUUAUUUGUAA